This is a messenger RNA of Cadophora gregata, 903 nucleotides long. RefSeq lists its product as uncharacterized. Lineage: Eukaryota; Fungi; Ascomycota; Leotiomycetes; Helotiales; Ploettnerulaceae. The transcript has a single exon. The coding region runs from base 1 to 903 and encodes 300 amino acids. The record is from RefSeq and is a predicted model, not a curated record.
AUGCAAGGUCAACAUCUGCCCGGUUUAAAUGUAACUUGGGUCGUUCCAUUCUCCCAAGUCGAUGCCUACAAGUCUGCAGGAGCCUUGAAAGUGAUGACUUGUGGCAAAAGCGCACCAGGAAAAGACCUCUGUCGGAGUCGUAACUUCGCAUUAGAACAUGCAUUCGAUCGUAAGCUCGUCUGCGUUCAGUUAUCCGACGAUUUGAUCAAGAUGAGCUGGUGGGCAAGAGCAGAGCCCUAUCCCCUAGAGCUGCAACCGUUAUCAAUCGAAACAGCUAUCCACAUAAUCCUCAAGCAGAUGAAGCUCGGGAAUUUCCAUCUCGGCGGGGGCAUGCCUACAAGCAAUACCUUCUGGGCUCAAUCAUCCUCCAAGCUAGGUGAUCGCACCAAACAGCUUUACACAACGCACCACUUCAUUCUUGGAGACUUCAUGGUCAUUCGUCCUACAGAACUUCGCUUCAACGAGAACUUAUCUUCGAAAGAAGAUUACGAGUAUACGGUGCAGCAUAUUAAAAAGUAUGGUGGCGUGGUGAGAUGUUUCCAGAUUUUGGCUCAGUGGAGACAUUAUACGAAUGAAGGAGGUGUGGUGAGGUAUAGGACGGACGAGGAAGAGAUGAAGAAUAUUGCUUUGUUGAGGGAGUUGCAUCCAGGUUGGUUUGCUGGGCAUAAGACAGGAUCGAAAGUUCAGGUUACGUUGAGAGCGCCUGCAAAGUACCGACGUGGGAGUUCAAUUAGAAAAGAGAGCGAGAUGAGUGAUGGGACAACGAGUGCUAGUGCUGAUUCGAAGGCUUCUGAUACUAAUAGCUCGGUCCCAGUACUUGUGCCGAUGAAGAAACCUUGCCGCAGGGCUGCUACGAUAAGGUUUUCUCAUUCGUAUAUAGAGGACAGUGGAAUGGGAGUAUGA